CUCUUUGUAGGCGAAGCAUCUGGACCGGUAAGAGACUCUCUCAUCGAUAACAACCACAUAAUUAAAUCAAAACUCUUCCUCUCUCUCUCUCUCUUCUCUAAGAUCUCUUGCGUUGCUCUUUAUCUGCUUGAUCUUCCUAUAUAUGGAGAGGCACUAAAAGGGUACUUACUAUACGAUACUGUACGGAUCCAUCAAACAGGUGUGAUUAUAUAUCCAAACGACGUACCUUUUUAUCUUAUCCGGCACCAAGUUACCUUUCCUAGGGUUUCGGAGAAUCCAAUCAACAACGAAGUAAAAAUUUAUCAUCGUUACAUUAGUCGAUAUCAUAAAGACUUAAAUGUUCCGGUUCCCGGUGAGUCUAGGCGGUUCACGUGACGAAGCCCGUCACGAUCAGAUCACACCGUUGGAUGAGCAUCGUGUGGUGGUUGAUGAGGUUGACUUCUUCUCUGAGAAGAGAGAUAGGGUUUCACGUGAGGACAUCAACGACGACGAAGACGAAGAAGCCAAUAAGGUUCACGUCAAAAUGGAGAAUUCACGAAUUGAAGAGAGUGAUCGUUCCAGAGAUGUUAACAUCGGGCUGAAUCUUCUGACGGCGAAUACGGGAAGCGAUGAAUCAACGGUGGAUGAUGGACUAUCAAUGGACAUGGAAGAUAAACGUGCAAAGAUUGAGAACGCACAACUACAAGAGGAGCUGAAGAAGAUGAAGAUAGAGAAUCAAAGGCUAAGAGAUAUGUUGAGCCAAGCGACGAACAACUUCAAUUCCUUACAAAUGCAACUUGUUGCCGUCAUGAGGCAACAAGAACAACGUAACUCCUCCCAAGAGCAUUUCCUGGCUACGGAGGGAAAAGCAGAAGGAAGGAAACGGCAGGAACUGCACACCAUGGUGCCAAGGCAGUUCAUGGACCUUGGGCCGUCUUCUGGUGCGACGGAGCAUGAGGCUGAAGUGUCAUCUGAAGAGAGGACAAUGAUUCAUUCGGGUUCUCCUCCUUCGCUUCUAGAAAGCUCCAAUCUCCGAGAGAAUGGAAAGAGGUUGCUUGGCAGAGAAGAAAGCCCAGAGGAAUCCGACUCCAAUCUCCGAGAGAAUGGAAAGAGGUUGCUUGGCAGAGAAGAAAGCCCAGAGGAAUCCGAGUCUAACGCCUGGGGAAACCCUAACAAAGUCCCCAAACAUAACUCAUCCUCUAGCAACAACAAUAACAACGCUAAUGGAAACGUUAUUGAUCAGUCGGCCGCAGAAGCCACAAUGCGGAAAGCCCGUGUCUCAGUUCGCGCCAGAUCUGAAGCUCCGAUGAUAAGCGAUGGAUGUCAAUGGAGAAAGUAUGGACAAAAAAUGGCUAAAGGAAACCCGUGUCCGCGAGCUUAUUAUCGCUGCACAAUGGCCGGUGCCUGUCCUGUUCGUAAGCAAGUGCAACGAUGCGCAGAGGACAGAUCUAUUCUCAUAACCACCUAUGAAGGAAACCACAACCAUCCACUCCCACCAGCCGCAAUGGCCAUGGCCUCAACAACCACCGCAGCGGCAAGCAUGCUCCUCUCAGGCUCAAUGUCGAGCCAAGACGGUUUAAUGAACCCAACAAACCUCCUAGCUCGAGCCAUCUUACCUUGCUCCUCAAGCAUGGCUACAAUCUCAGCCUCCGCACCAUUCCCAACCAUCACAUUGGACCUCACCAAUUCACCAAACGGCAACAACCCCAAUAUGACCACUAAUAACCCGUUGAUGCAGUUCGUUCAACGGCCCGGUUUCAACCCGGCAGUUUUGCCUCAAGUGGUCGGUCAAGCUUUGUACUAUAACCAACAACAGUCCAAGUUUUCUGGUUUACAGUUACCGGCUCAGCCGCUGCAGAUCCCGGCCACUUCCUCGGUGUCCGAGAGCGUUAGUGCCGCCAGUGCAGCGAUUGCCUCUGAUCCAAACUUUGCAGCGGCUCUAGCAGCAGCAAUUACGUCCAUUAUGAACGGUUCCAGUCAUCAGAACAAUAACACCAAUAAUAAUAAUAAUGUGGCUACGAGCAACGGUGACAAUAGGCAAUAAGAGUUUUCAUUUUGAUUAUCAAGUUUAUUUUUCGUACUUUGUUUUGAGCUUUGGAUGUGUAAUUAUUCAUUUUUUUUUAGCUUUUUGUCGUGAACAACAAGGGUCUUAAGAACAUGUUUUUUUUUCUCUGUUCUUCAUGUAAGAUCAACGAUAUUGUUCGAAAUUAAAUAUCUCUUUAAAAUA
Camelina sativa (false flax) is the source of this 2206-nucleotide messenger RNA. Lineage: Eukaryota; Viridiplantae; Streptophyta; Magnoliopsida; Brassicales; Brassicaceae. The record is from RefSeq and is a predicted model, not a curated record.